Messenger RNA from Cladophialophora yegresii CBS 114405, 1266 nucleotides. RefSeq lists its product as uncharacterized. Gene Ontology annotation, biological process: phospholipid biosynthetic process. The record is from RefSeq and is a predicted model, not a curated record. The transcript has a single exon. Lineage: Eukaryota; Fungi; Ascomycota; Eurotiomycetes; Chaetothyriales; Herpotrichiellaceae. The coding region runs from base 1 to 1266 and encodes 421 amino acids. Gene Ontology annotation, molecular function: phosphatidylserine decarboxylase activity.
AUGCUACACAACAUCUCGGAACUUCAGACUGCCUUGUCUUCAUCCCUCCUCUCGCAACUCGCUAUUGGCAUCGUUCUACUGUUCGUCGCAUGGCUGGUUUAUCGACGCUUCGGCGCCGUUGAGCAGACACCUGUCCCUCCCGUGCAGGGUGCCCACAUCGCGGCCUCAACGACUGCGCUGGACACGCUAACGUCCACGGCGCAAGACCAUGCUCUCCCGCCAGUGGAACACAUCCACGCCGGGGCCGCCGAGCAGCACUCGCACGUCUGGCUGAAGAAGUACAUCCCGGACACGGUGCUCGACGAGUACGAGAACCGGCACCACAUGGGAAACUACGUGAUCGACCGGGUGACGGGGGAGAAGACCUUCGAGCAGAUGAGCAUCUACGUGCGGCUCGGGAUGCAUCUGCUGUACUACGGCUCGAGACAGGCGCAGCUGCUGCACGUCAAGCGGGUGCAAGAUGUCCUCCGGGAGCAGAGCGUCAAGAUGGGCCAGAUGUACGACUCGCCGGAAAGCAGAGCGCAUAUCCGGCCGUUCUUGGACAGUUUCCAGCUCUGGGACAGCAUGCGGGAGAUGAGGAAGCCGGACCCGGAUCACUACGAGACCUUUAACGAGUUCUUUGCCCGUGAAAUCCGCCCAGAAGCACGACCCGUGCACGAGCCGGAGAACGAGCUCGUCACGUCGUCGCCGGCCGAUUGUCGCUUGACGGCUUUUCCCACCGUCGACCUCGCGACCAAGUACUGGAUCAAGGGAUUUGGGUUCACGCUCGAGAGACUCCUCGGUGAUGCGCAGCUCGCGGAGUACUUUGAUGGUGGCAGUCUCGUGAUCGCGAGGCUUGCUCCGCAGGACUACCACCGUUGGCACGCGCCAAUCACGGGGACGGUCGAGUAUGUCAAGAAGAUCCCCGGCACGUAUUACACGGUCAAUCCGCAGGCGAUCAGCCAGGAGGGCACCUUGAACGUGUUUGCGGAGAACCGCAGGGACGUCAUGGUCAUGCACCGGCCCGUCACAGGGAACAAGGUCGCCGUUGUAGCGGUCGGGGCAAUGCUGGUGGGGAGCAUCAAGUGGAACCCUGGCAUGGAGGAACCGGGCACGACCAUGAAACGGGGCGACUGUCAGGGCGCGUUCCAGUACGGAGGCAGCACAGUCAUCGUGGUAUAUCCCAAAGGUGAGGUCGUGCUGGAUGAAGAUCUGGUCCGGAACAGCUGCGACCAUCAGUGCGAGACGAUCGUGAAGGUCGGGUGGAGGGUUGGAGCCAAACACUAG